AAUCGGGAUUUUCCAUUCUAUAGUAAAAUUGUGUAACCGAUUUCUUCGUAAAAUAAUUUAACGGAAUAAUAAUGGGCAAUAGAUCGAGUUUACUUCUGCGUGAGGAAGAGAUUGCUCAAAUUCAAGAGGCAACUGGGUUUACCCCUAAUCAAAUAGAGCGACUUUAUAGUCGAUUUACUAGUCUCGACCGGGGUGACUGUGGAACGCUGAGCAGAGAAGAUUUCCUUAGAAUUCCAGAACUAGCAAUUAAUCCACUUGGCGACCGCAUAGUAAAUGCUUUCUUUGACGAGAGUGGGAACGAUCGAGUGAAUUUUUUGCAGUUUAUGCAGGUUCUUGCAUUAUUUAGGCCAAUUAAGAAGAACAGUCUUAAUCGAUUGAAUUCUAGACAAGAAAAAUUGAAAUUUGCUUUUAAAAUGUACGAUUUGGAUAAGGACGACUUAAUAUCAAAAGAUGAGCUGUUGGCUAUUUUACAUAUGAUGGUUGGAGCUAACAUCAGUGAAGAGCAACUCAUCAGCAUUGUUGAAAGGACAAUCAUGGAGGCUGAUGAAAAUGGCGAUGGAAUGAUAUCAUUUGAAGAAUUUUGUAAGGCUUUAGAACGCACAGAUGUGGAGCAGAAAAUGUCAAUAAGAUUUCUUAGUUAAAACUAUUGUUAUUAGGAUAAGAAGUACAAAAUUGCACUAUUAUCUAAAGAAAGUUGAUAAAACAUCCUAUCAACAAAGCAUGUUGCUACUUGUACAGCAGGUUAUCGAGGUAAACUGUAAAACAUUAAAGUGUACUACAUUUUAUUCCAUCAAUAAGAAGACAAUGGGGGUAGUUUAAGUGUUUGGUACAUUUGUAGAGUGUAAUCAGUAGGAAGAGUGCUGCUGCACUAGUUCGACAAUGGAAAUACUUAAAUUACACUUUAAAUGUAAAAACAAUUGUUACCAAAAGUGAUGGAAUACUAUUAUAGUCAUAUUAUACCUAAGAAGUUGCUAAGGUACUAAGAUUUUACUUUGCACACACUUCUCAUUUUUAUCGAUUCCGUUCAUACCUCAAGAUGCAUCAUUUAUUUAAUAUAUAUUUUUUUUUGAGUAUGUAAUUAUAUAUGUAUAUACAAAUAGAGAUAACUAAUUUUGUGAAUCCAUCAAGAUUUGAUAGAAAAGGAAACGGAUCAUUUUUAUAACUCUGGAGGAUUUUGUCUGUUUUACAUUGACCUAAAAUUGUGUAUUCAUAGUUUAACAAAGUACGCUUUCAAAUUAUAAUAAUGAAAGUUACUUUAUGGUUGACAUGUAGUUAUAUUUUCGUUACAAUAAGCAUUAGGAGUGUACUUACAAUAACGAAAAAAAUGCACUGUGGUACGUCGCAAUUGCAUGAUAUCUUACUGCAUUUUAAAUAUACUUUUCUUUUCCUUUA
This is a messenger RNA of Orussus abietinus, 1392 nucleotides long. It is a transcript of the gene elm, whose product is annotated as calcineurin B homologous protein 1. The coding region runs from base 72 to 641 and encodes 189 amino acids. Gene Ontology annotation, molecular function: calcium ion binding. The record is from RefSeq and is a predicted model, not a curated record. The transcript has 4 exons. NCBI's taxonomy places the organism in Eukaryota, Metazoa, Arthropoda, Insecta, Hymenoptera, Orussidae.